Strongyloides ratti is the source of this 5790-nucleotide messenger RNA. Its product is annotated as Sema domain and Plexin repeat and IPT domain and Rho GTPase activation protein domain and Plexin, cytoplasmic RasGAP domain and Immunoglobulin-like fold domain and Immunoglobulin E-set domain and WD40/YVTN repeat-like-containing domain and Plexin-like fold repeat-containing protein. Gene Ontology annotation, cellular component: semaphorin receptor complex. Bases 1 to 5790 code for a protein of 1929 amino acids. The transcript has 6 exons. The record is from RefSeq and is a predicted model, not a curated record. Gene Ontology annotation, molecular function: semaphorin receptor activity; protein binding. Gene Ontology annotation, biological process: regulation of cell shape; negative regulation of cell adhesion; regulation of cell migration. Lineage: Eukaryota; Metazoa; Nematoda; Chromadorea; Rhabditida; Strongyloididae.
AUGGUAGAAUUAAAGUUAUACCGUUAUAUUUUAUUUAUUAUAUUUGUCAUUUCAUUGACUUCUGCUAAUUUGUCUUCACGUCAAAAAGCAAUCCUUCACCUAAAUUCAACAAUUAAUAAUUUUAUUAUUGACAAAACAAAUAAUAUAAUAUAUGUUGGUGCUGUAAAUGAAUUGUAUAAGUUAAAAGUAUCAAAUUUAACUAUACUUCAAACAUCUAAAACUGGUCCAAUUUUGGAUUCACCAUUAUGUAAUUAUGAUUUAUCAUCAUGUGUUGAUAUAAAUAUAGUUAAAGAAAAAACAGAUAAUUAUAAUAAAUUAUUACAAAUAACUCCAUCUGGACAUUUAUUUGUAUGUGGUUCUACAAGACAAGGAAUAUGUAAUUUAUAUGAUAGCAAUGAUAUUACAUUACCAAUACAAAAUGGUACUGUACCAAUUGUUUCAAAUACAAAAAAUGCCUCUACAGUUGGUAUGAUUGAUUCAAUAACGGGUAAAUUAUAUAUUGCUACUAGUUAUUCAAUAGACUCACCAUAUCGUGAUAAUCAUCCAGCUAUUGCUACAAGAGAACCACCAUCAUAUUAUCCAAUAAAUUAUGGAUCAAUUGAAGGUGAAGCUGAUAUUCAAAUACGUGUAGAACAUAGAUCAAGAUUUAAAGUUAAUUAUAUAUCAACAUUUAAAUAUGAACAUUAUAUAUUUUGGGCAUCAGUACAAAAUAAAAAUAUUUAUCAAAAAGGUGGUAUAUUAAAUACAAUGGUAUCAAAUCCAUUAAUCACAAAACUUUUACGUGUUUGUAAAGAUGAUGAAAGAUAUAUUUCAUACUCUGAAUUAGAAAUUCAAUGCCGUGAUGAAGAUAAUACAAAUUAUAAUAUAUUAAAAACAAUACAUCUUAUCAAUGAUACUCUUAUUGGAGCAUUUACUGAUUCAUCAAAUAAAAAUACAGCUAUAUGUAUAUUUUCAAUGGCUAGAAUUCAAUCAACAUUUUGGUAUAAUAUUGAUAGAUGUCGAGAUGGUAUUGGAAAAUAUGGUAUGCCACAUAUUGGUAGAGAUUAUAAAUGUACAAAGAAACCGAAUCUUCAAUUGGAUCAGGAUACAUGCUUUUUAGGUGUUGGUGGAAGUAUAGAGACUGAACAAAUUGCAUCUCUUAUAUAUAAUGAUCGUAUAAUUACAACAUUAACAGGAAGAAAUAUUGGUGGAAAAACUAUUGUUGUUGCUGGAACAGAAGAUGGUGAUAUUUUACAGUACUCAUUAACAACAUCAUCUACCAGUGGAACACAUUUAUCAAGAUAUAAUUUACAAAAAUAUGCCGAAUUUACAGCAGCACCAAAUAUGAUUUCAAAUAUUGAAUUUAUAAACGACAAUGAAUAUCUUUUAUCCAGUGUAAAUCAGCUUUUAAUAAUUCGUGUAUCAUCAUGUUCAUAUUAUGAUACUUGUGAAAGUUGUACAAAAGCAAGAGAUCCAUUAUGUGGUUGGUGUUUAUUAGAAGGUAAAUGUAGUCAAAUAUCUGAAUGUAGGCAAACAUUACCAAAUGCAUUUUUAUUAGAAAUUUGUCCAAAAAUGGUUGAUGGUAUAUUACCAAUACCAAUGAAUAUAUCAUUAGAUGAAAUUAAAAAAAGAAAUUUAGAAAGUGUAUUUUUACCAAUAAAAUCAUUACCACCACCACAUAAUUUUAAUUAUGAAUGUUAUUUUGGUAAUUUAAAAUCAAAAGGUAUUACAUGGUCAUCUGAUGGUAUAGCAUGUUUAAUGCCAGAAAAAUUACCACGUAUACCAACUGGUUCUGAUAGUUAUGAAACAUCAAUAACUCUUCAUACAACAUUUGAUGAUGAAAAAAAUAAAGAUAUUAUAAUAAAAAAUAAAGCAAUUGCUUCAUUUGAUUUUAUUUUUUAUACAUGUAAAUCAAAUAGAAUGUGUUCCUCCUGUGCAUCCUCUAAAUGGAAUUGUAAAUGGUGUUCCGGAAAUAAUUUAUGUGUUUCUAUUAAUUCAAAUAAAACAUGUAACAGUCAAAUUACAGAUGUUAACUCUUGUAUUAAAAUAGAUAUUUCAAAUAUUCAAGAAAUUUUAGUUCCUGAUGGUAAUAAUCAUUCAGUUCAAUUCCCAGUUAUUAAUUGGAAUUUAGAUACAAAUAAUGAUGAUCUUUAUUGUAAAGUAUUAUUUGAAAACCCUAUCAUUAGUAAAGCAACAAUUAAAGGUCAAAGCAUUACAUGUAAUUCAAUUGAGUAUAAUUAUGAAGAUACAAUAAAAAUAAAAAAAGUUGGUUUAGAAUUAUUAAAUAAAAAUGAAAUAAUUGAUAAAACAGAAAUAUCAAUAUAUAAAUGUAAUGAAAUGGCUAAUGAUUGUAGUCAAUGUUUAUCAUUAGAUCCUAAAUAUGGUUGUUCAUGGUGUAAAGAAUCAUGUAAACUAGCAACAAAAUGUUCAUCAUUAUCUAUAUUACGUGGGGCAAGAUUUUCUGACAUACGUCCAGAUAAUAUUUGUACAAAUCCAAUUAUAACAAAUUUUGAACCUAAAUCAGGACCAAUAGAAGGUGGAACAAAAAUAACAAUAACAGGAACAGAUUUAGGAACAAAAAUUGAUGAUGUUAAAGAUCGUGUAUAUAUUGGUGGUUCAUUAUGUAAAGUUAUUGAAUUUGAAAUAUCUAAAAAAAUUAUAUGUAUAACAGAAAAAGGUACUGGAUCAAGUGUUAUUAAAAUAACAAUUGGUUCAAGUGCUAAAAGAAUUGUUGAAUCAAAAGAUUAUUAUGAAUAUUUAGAUAUUCAAGGAACAUCUAUCUAUCCAACAUUUGGUCCUAUAUCUGGUGGUACACAAAUAUCAAUUUAUGGUAAUAAUCUUAAUAUAGGAUCAAAUAUUUCAAUAUAUUUUGAUAAUAUUCCAUGUACUAUUAAUGGUAAUCGUAAUUCAUCGCAAAUAAUAUCAUGUAAAACAUUUAAAUCAACACGUAAAUAUUAUGUAUCAGCUAUUCGUUUACAAAUAGAUAAUGCUAUAAGAAUAAUUAAUAGUCAAUUUGAAUAUCGUGAAGAUCCUAUUAUUACAUCAAUUCAACCAACAUCAUCAUUUAAAAGCGGUGGACGUUUAAUAACUGUUUAUGGAUCACAUUUCGAUUCAGUACUAUCAUCUCAAAUGUAUUUAUUAAAUUCAAAUGAUGCAAUGUUAGGUGAAAUAAUUUCAGGAUUAGGUAUAUGUAAAAUAAGUAAUUCAACACUAAUGUAUUGUCAUAGUCCAAAAUUAAUGGAUCAUUCAAAUGUUCAAUCUAAAUAUUCUAUUGGUUUUUUUAUGGAUAAUGUUAUGAAUGUUCGUAAUUUGGGUAAUCAAAUACAAUUAACUAUUACACCAGAUCCAAUAUUUGACUUAUUCUCAGAAAUUAAAAUGCAACCAAUUGACCAGACUGUUCUUUUAUUAACUGGUAAUCAUCUAUCAAUAAGUGCAACAUUAGAAGAUUAUGAAGUAUUUAUUGGUACAGAAAGUUGUAAUGUAGUAUUAUUAGAUUAUACACAAUUACUUUGUCGAGUACCAGAAAGACAACCUUCUGGGACUGAUGAGAAUGGUAUACCAACAUUUAAUAAUUAUCCAUUAAUUGUUGUUAAAAUUGGUAAUUUAAGAUUUGAGAUUGGGUCAAUUGAAUAUGAAUCAAUGAUUGGUAGAAAUUUUGGUGUUAAGAGAAUGCCAGUAAUUAGAAUAAUUUUAUUAUUAAUAUCUGUAAUCUUUACAAUUAUACUUAUUAUAUUUUCUCUUGUAACUAUAUGGAAAAGAAAAAAUGGUGAAAGAGAAAGAGAUUAUAAAAGAAUACAACAACAAAUGGAACAAAUGGAAAGUAAUGUUAGAAAUGAAUGUAAACAAGCUUUUGCUGAAUUACAAACUGAUAUGAGUGAUUUAACAUUAACUAUUGAAGAUAUAGGUAUACCAUAUCAAAAUAUGGAAUAUUUUUUAAAAGUUUUACUUUCACAUGAUUAUAAUAAUGAAUAUUCUAUGUAUCUUGGUUAUAAUAUGACAAAUAGUGGUAUUGGAAGUAUUUAUACAUCACAACAACCAAUGAUUAUUACACAAUUUGAAUCAUUAGUAUUUAAUAGACAAUUUAUAUUUAUGUUAGUUAAUAUGUUAGAAUCAAAUCCAUCUAUAACAACUACAGAAAGAACAGCUGUUGCAUCAGCUAUAAUAACAUGUAUAUCAAGAAAUAUGGAAUAUUGUACAGAAAUAGUUUUUACAUUAUUAGAAGGACAUAUUGAAAAUUCUGUUAAUACUAAAACAUCACAUUUAUUAUUUAGACGUAGUGAAAGUGUUGUUGAAAAAUUAUUUUCACAUUGGUUAUCUAUAUCAAUGUUUCCAGAAUUAUGUAAUGGUCAUAAUGAUAUUGCUAAAUCAUUAUAUUUAUUAUAUAGAGCAUUAAAAUAUCAAAUUGAAAAAGGACCUAUUGAUGCUGUUACAGGUGAUUCAAGAUAUUCAUUAAAUGAACAAAAAUUAUUAAGAGAACAUGUUGAUGGUAAAAGUAUUAUAUUAAUAAUUAUUCCAUUUGAAACAUUUGAUCAAUUUCCUAUACAUCUUCGUGUUUUACAAUGUGAUACAAUAACACAAGUAAAAGGAAAAUUAUUAGAUUUAUUAUAUAAAAAUCAAGGUUUUAAUAAUAGAUUAACAGUAGAACAAUUUGAUCUUGUAUGGCAAAAUAAUAAAAAAGAACAUAUAAUUUUGUGUGAUGAUGAGAAACCAAUGGAUAAAUGUGAAAAACAAUUAAAUACAAUUGGUAGUUAUAAUAUACCUAGUAAUGCAACAAUAACUAUGGAAUAUGCCAAUAUAACAAUGCCAUUAACAACAAAUGCUUUUACAUUUAGAAGUGGAUCUAGUGAUACAACAUGCUCUGCAUGGAGUUCAACACAUCUUCUUAAUAAUAGUUCUAAUUCAUCAUCAUCACCACCACCAUUAACAAUUAAUAGUGAUAAAAAAUACUAUCAUCUUAAUAAUUGCACCUCAAUUAAAAAUGGAUUUUCAACAUUAGAUGGUAAAAAAAGUAAAGAAUUUGAGAUAAAUAGUACAAGAAUAUUAUCAUCUAAAAAGAAAGGAAAAUAUAUUGAUAAAAAACAUAGUAAUACACUUAAUUAUCCAUCAAAUUCAUCAAAUAUUCCAGAAGUAUUUUUAACAAGAUUACUAACAUGUAAAGGUUCAGUCCAAAAAUUUGUUGAAGAUUUUUUGGAAAAUGUUUUAUUAAUGCGUAAAGAUAGUAGAAAUAUAUCAAUAACUAUUAAAUAUGUUUGUGAUUUUUUUGAUUAUCAAGGAAAACGCCUAAAUAUUAUAGAUGAUCAAAUAAUAUUUACAUGGAAAAAAAAUUCAAUCAUUCUUAGAUUAUUGAUGAAUUUUAUAAAUAAUCCUGAUUUUAUAUUUGAUGUACCGUCACAAAAUUAUCUAAAUUCAUCUCUAACAGUUAUAGGACAAACAUUAAUGGAUUGUUUUUCAACAAAUCCUCAUCCAUUUAGUAAAGAAUCUCCAUCAUCUAAAUUAUUAUUUGCAAAAGAAAUCAAUCGUUAUCGACCUUUUGCAAUGGAACUUUUUACACAAAUAUCAUCUUUUCCAUCAAUAACUGAUAAAACUUUUUACAAUCAUAUUAAUAAUGUAUCGCAAACAGUAAAUGAAUGUUUGAGUAAAACACAUGCAAUUACAGAACUUCUUAAUUGGAUUAAAGGAAAUGCACUACCACUUGUUGAAAUUUUAAAUAAUGAUGAAGGAAGUAUAAAAUAUAGAUUAGGAGAAAAAUUACAACAAAUUGUAAUGUGUUCAAUACAAGAAAAUGAGCAUAUCUAUGCAACUCUUAAUUAA